AUGCUCCCGUUCUUCCGAUCCUCACGACCAGACGCAUCCUGGCACCGCGUAGGCCGCGUCUCGGAGUUUCCCGAGGUAUCCCAGCACAACGAGGACUGCCAGGUAACAACAGCCUGCAAGGCCUUCCGGAUUCCCAACUCCCAUAUGAAAGGCGAGGCGCCGACAGAGGCGGAUAUUGAACUCCCUGGGGAAUUGAAGGAUCAGGUGUUGGUGUUUAGGUAUAAAGGUGCUGUUCAUGCGAUUGAUCAUCAAUGUCCACACUCGGCAUUCCCCCUCUCGCAGGGAAAUCUCUUCGACAUUGAGGAUUUCGGUAUCAAGCUGAGUGCGGGGAUUACGUGUCCCAAGCACGGGUGGUCGUUUGAUCUCUUCUCUGGCACGGGGGAUCGGGGGAAUUUCAAGUUGAAGAUUUGGGAGGUGCAGCUGCGUGAUCUGCCUUCUGCUUCUGAGAAGACUGAAGCCGAAUCUGAGACUGAGACGCCAGAUAAAGAGGUCUGGGUGAGGAGAAAGCAGCGGAUUGGGUAG
Molecule: messenger RNA, 522 nt
Organism: Aspergillus puulaauensis
Lineage: Eukaryota; Fungi; Ascomycota; Eurotiomycetes; Eurotiales; Aspergillaceae
Product: Rieske (2Fe-2S) protein
Exons: 2
Coding region: 1-522 (173 amino acids)
Molecular function (GO): 2 iron, 2 sulfur cluster binding
Source: RefSeq, a predicted model, not a curated record